GGGGUGGGGGGGAGACCCUGAUCCUCGAAGGAAAACAAAUAGGAAAGAGAGGAAGAGCUCUCACUUUGGAUACCUGCUGCUAUGGUUUACUUCCAUGUCCCUACACGGGUCUCUGCGCGCUGGCCUAUGGAAUGCAAGGGAUGUAAAUGAUAUUCAGCCAAAAAGGAGAAUCAGUGGAGGUGACUAGGUGUGUGUCUUUGUCCUAUGCUCGGGGCUUCCUAUCCCUGACAUGAGAAGAGAGUAGAGGGCGGACCUGCUCCAUCUUCCCUGCAGUCUAUAGAAUGGCUGUGUCCCCCAGGAGGUACUGGAGAUCAGCCUGCGCUCUCCGUGGUGCUGAAGCUGCAGGAGCCGCCGCCGCCGCCGCCGCUGGUGCUGUCACCUCUCUGGCUGGAGGCUUCCACAAAGCUGCCAUUCCGAUGCCGCUGCUGCCUCCGCAAUGCUUGCUCCUGGUGCUAGGCUUGGGAUUGGGACCGGGCUUGGUGGCUGGAUCGAGCGGAACCACAAUCGAACAGCCUACUAACAGCACGUCCUUGUCUAUCAUGGGCUUGAUGCCUCUCAGCGAAACGGUGGCAAAGGGAAAUAUCGGCAGGGGGAUCCUGCCCGCCGUGCUUUUGGCUAUUGAUCAGAUCCGCAAUGAAUCCUUGCUGCAUCCCUACGUCCUGGACUUGAAGCUCUAUGACACAGCGUGUGACAACGCAAGGGGACUAAAAUCAUUUUAUGAUGCUAUCAAGUAUGGACCUAAUCAUUUGAUGGUUUUUGGUGGAGUUUGCCCCUCAGUAACUUCUAUAAUUGCUGAAUCUCUAAAAGGAUGGAACUUGGUUCAGUUAUCAUUUGCAGCCACAACUCCAGUGUUAGCAGACAAGAAAAAAUAUCCCUACUUUUUCCGGACCGUUCCUUCAGACAACGCAGUCAAUCCAGCAAUAGUGAAAUUCCUCAAACAUUUCAAAUGGCAAAGGGUGGGGACAUUAACUCAAGACAUUCAACGGUUUUCAGAGGUGAGAAAUGAUUUAACCGGUGAACUGGAAGGUGCAGAUAUCCAAAUUGCAGACACUGAAAGUUUCUCCAAUGAUCCAUGCAUUAGUGUAAAAAAGCUUAAGGGCAAUGAUGUACGGAUAAUAAUUGGGCAGUUUGAUGAACAUAUGGCAGCUAAAGUCUUCUGCUGUGCUUAUGAUGAAGAGAUGUACGGCAGCAAAUAUCAGUGGAUCAUUCCUGGCUGGUAUCAAGCACUAUGGUGGCAACAGGCCAAUUCUUCCACCUGUUUGAGUAAAAACCUGCUUACUGCAAUGGAAGGAUACAUUGGAGUGGAUUUUGAACCUCUUAGCACAAAGCAAAUCAAAACAAUAUCAGGACGGACUCCUCAGCAAUAUGAAAAAGAAUACAAUGAAAAGCGAUCAGAUGUGGAAGCCAGCAAAUUUCAUGGUUAUGCCUAUGAUGGAAUAUGGGUAAUAGCGAAAACACUUCACCGAGCAAUGGAAUACCUUAAUGCUACCAACAAGCAUCUGAGCAUUCAAGAUUUCAACUAUACAAAUCACAAGCUUGGGAAAAUCUUCCUUGAUGCAAUGAAUGAAACAAAUUUCUUUGGUGUAACUGGGCAAGUUGUGUUCAGAAAUGGAGAAAGAAUGGGGACCAUCAAAUUUACACAGUUUCAAGAUGGGAAAGAAGUGAAAGUGGGCGAAUACAAUGCCGUAGCUGACAGUCUGGAACUGAUCAAUGACACCAUCAAAUUUCAAGGUGUGGAACCUCCAAAAGAUCAAACGUUUAUCCGAAUGGAGCGACGCCAAAUCCACCUGCCUCUUUACAGCAUACUUUCAGCCCUGACAAUAAUUGGAAUGAUCAUGGCAAGCACAUUUUUAUUUUUUAACAUCAAAAAUAGGAACCAGAAGUUAAUAAAGAUGUCUAGUCCUUAUAUGAAUAACCUUAUUAUCCUUGGAGGAAUGCUUUCCUAUGCAUCUAUAUUUCUGUUUGGCCUUGAUGGAUCAUUUGUAUCAGCAAAAACAUUUGAGACUUUAUGCACUGUCAGAACAUGGAUCUUAACAGUGGGCUACACAACAGCUUUUGGGGCAAUGUUUGCAAAAACGUGGAGAGUUCAUGCCAUUUUUAAGAAUGUAAAAAUGAAGAAAAAGAUUAUCAAAGAUCAGAAGCUACUGGUGAUAGUCGGUGGGAUGCUGUUAAUUGACUUAUGCAUCUUGAUUUGUUGGCAAAUAGUGGAUCCUUUGAAAAGGACAGUUGAAGAAUAUAAUCUUGAGCCGGAUCCUGCUGGGAGAGACAUUGCAAUUCUUCCAUUUUUGGAGCACUGUGAGAAUACUCAUAUGACAAUCUGGCUUGGAAUUGUAUAUGCCUACAAAGGCCUUCUUAUGUUAUUUGGGUGCUUCUUGGCAUGGGAGACACGAAAUGUAAGCAUACCAGCACUGAAUGACAGCAAGUACAUUGGAAUGAGUGUAUACAACGUGGGCAUAAUGUGUAUUAUAGGAGCUGCUGUCUCCUUCCUCACCAAAGACCAGCCAAAUGUCCAGUUCUGUAUUGUGGCUCUAGUCAUCAUAUUCUGCAGUACGAUUACGCUAUGUCUAGUUUUUGUGCCAAAGUUACUUACCUUACGGUCAAAUCCUGAUGUAGCAACUCAGACUAGAAGGUUUCAGUUUACGCACAAUCAAAAAAAAGAAGAUUCAAAGACAUCAACAUCAGUCACCAGCGUUAAUCAAGCCAGUACUUCCCGACUAGAAGGACUUCAAUCAGAGAAUCACCGCUUACGGAUGAAAAUCACAGAGUUGGACAAAGACCUUGAGGAAGUAACAAUGCAACUUCAAGAUACACCUGAGAAAACAACUUAUAUCAAACAGAACCACUAUCAGGAUCUGAAUGAUAUUCUCAGUAUACGAAACUUUACAGACAGCAAAGAUGGUGAAAAGGUUGUUUUAAAAAAUCAUCAUGAUCAAAAUAGUCCCUCACAGUGGAACACUAUAGAAUCAUCCAGAACUAACAAAGAUUCCAUAGAAGAUAUUAAUUCACCAGAACACAUACAGCGACGGCUAUCAUUACAACUACCCAUCCUCCACCAUGCCUACUUGCCAUCAAUAGGUGGUGUGGAUGCAAGCUGUGCCAGUCCAUGUGUAAGCCCUAGUGCCAGCCCUCGGCACAGACAUGUGCAGCCUUCCUUCCAAGUUAUGGUCUCUGGCCUGUAGGAAUGGAUGAAACAGGCUUCCUAGACUAUUCCUGUAAUUUCUCAAGAGAGACUCACCUGCACAUUCUGAUAGAGAACCUUUGCUACACAUAUAACAUUUGCUCUUAAUACAUGGAGACAGAGGAAUUAUAUGGAUCUAAUCCUGGGAGGCCAAUUUCAACCAGCGUGGGCUAGAAGAGAAAGCGUUAGAGAGAUGCACAGAGUCAUACCUGGAGCCUUAUUUGUGGAGUUUUUGUUUCUUUACUCAGAGGACUCAGAUAAAAGAAAUUCUUCCCAAAACUCUAUGAGCAAAAGAACAAGAGUAUAGAGUCCUCAAUCUUGCACAAUGGAGGAAAAAGAUUAAAAAAAAAAAAAAAAAAUCAGAAAGGUAACUUUUUAAAUCCAACUCACAAUGCUACGAAUAUGGCUGCUAUGAACUUUGGUUAGUACACUUUAUAUACAUGUAAAAAUGAAAAACAAAUAAAAAAAACACAAAAAUAAUAGUAAUGAAAAAAAAAGACAAAAAAAAUGAAGACAGCACAGCUAGGAAAUAUUUGCAGAGAAACAUACACGGGUUUGCACAAUUCUGCUGAAAUGCUCAAUGCAUUCCAUUAUAAGCCCUGCUAAUGUUUCAUAUCUCAGACAAUACACAGUGGAAAUCAAAUUUGAGAGCAUACUCACAAAUGAUCCCUCAGGUGACAGCGAGACAUGCAGUAUUACCAAGGUUUUGUCUCUGUAACUGAACUAAGCUGUUUUUACAAUGGUAUCCUAUAUUGAUGGAAGCAGUAUGAAGUCAGUAGGAAACCAAGGUUUUACUGUACUGAGCCAGAACAAUUUGCAGCACAGCACUUCAAAGAAUUUGGGAACGGCCCAGUUCCUACGCUCGCCAUUUGGGACUAUGUUUUAUCAAGGUUUCCGUAUUUUUUGUAAUGCACAGAACUGAGUGACUUGCAGGCUUGAGACCUAGUAAAUAGCUUAUAUGUCACAAGAUGGUUGGUUUGUCACAAUUUGUGUUUGAUUUGUUUCAUACAGUGCCACAGAAAAAGUACAAUAAAACCAAUGUUGCAGUGGA
Messenger RNA from Rana temporaria (common frog), 4229 nucleotides. It is a transcript of the gene GABBR2, whose product is annotated as gamma-aminobutyric acid type B receptor subunit 2. NCBI's taxonomy places the organism in Eukaryota, Metazoa, Chordata, Amphibia, Anura, Ranidae. Gene Ontology annotation, biological process: gamma-aminobutyric acid signaling pathway; G protein-coupled receptor signaling pathway. Gene Ontology annotation, cellular component: membrane; G protein-coupled receptor heterodimeric complex. Gene Ontology annotation, molecular function: G protein-coupled GABA receptor activity. The transcript is spliced from 19 exons. The record is from RefSeq and is a predicted model, not a curated record. Bases 282 to 3179 code for a protein of 965 amino acids.